Dipodomys ordii (Ord's kangaroo rat) is the source of this 1230-nucleotide messenger RNA. RefSeq names its product schlafen-like 1 (gene Slfnl1). The record is from RefSeq and is a predicted model, not a curated record. Bases 1 to 1230 code for a protein of 409 amino acids. The transcript is spliced from 4 exons. Lineage: Eukaryota; Metazoa; Chordata; Mammalia; Rodentia; Heteromyidae.
AUGACCCCAAGGAAAAGACCAGCUCAAACACCAGUGUUGGGCCCCCAAGACAGGCAUCCCCGGCCAGCACUCCCCCCUAAAGAGCCCCUGGCUGAGUCCAAGCCCUUGGACCAUGACACAGUUCCCAGCACACACACACUCUAUAUUGGCAACCUGAACCCCCAAUUCUCAGCACCUGUGCUGGCCUGCCUGCUGCGAGACACCCUAGAGCAGCUUGAGCUGCCCGUGGCACGGGAGCACAUUGACGUGGUGAGGCGGCCGAGGAAUGCCUAUGCAUUGGUGCAGGUAACCACACAGAAGGCCACCCUGGCCUCCCUCCCCUGGCGUCUGCAGAUGGCCUUGGAGAAGCAGCUGAUCCUCAAAGAGCUGACGGCUCGUGGGAAGGAACUGGUGCUGAGUGAAGACUCAGUGCCCCUAAACCACAGAGGGCAGGAGGAGGACAGUGGUCCUAGCCCAGGUCCCAGCCCUGGCCCCAGCCCCAGUCCUGGAUUCAGCCUCCCACCAUCAGCCUGGCCGGCCAACUUCUCACCUAACCUGGACUGGGCCAGGCCAGGGCAUAUUCCCCAUAACCGGCCUAGUGGUGUGCGAUCUGAUAGUGCCAUUGAGCAUCAGGAAAUUCAAGGCCAGGAGCGACUCUUCCAGGGUGCCUUCCUGGGCAGUGAGACACGGAACAUGGAAUUCAAGCGGGGAAGCGGCGAGUAUCUGAGCUUGGCCUUCAAGCACCACGUGCGGCGCUACGUGUGUGCUUUCCUCAACAGUGAGGGUGGCAGCCUGCUUGUGGGUGUUGAAGACACUGGCCUGGUGCAGGGCAUCCACUGCAGCCACCGUGAAGAGGACCGUGCCCGCUUGCUGGUGGACUCCAUCCUUCAGAAUUUCAAGCCCCAAGUCUUUCCUGAUGCCUACACCCUCACCUUCAUCCCUGUCAUCAGCACCUCCACCAAGAGCAUGCCUCUCAAGGUGCUCCGCCUAACUGUGCACACCCCCAAGACCCAGGGCGAGCCACAGCUGUAUGAAACAGACCAGGGGGAGGUGUUCCUGCGGCGUGAUGGGAGCAUCCAGGGCCCACUGUCGGUCACGGCCAUCCAGGAGUGGUACAGGCAGAAGUGGACAGCAGUACUGGGCAAGCUGGAGGAGAAGGUGAAGGUGCUGAUAGCGGAAAAGGAGCAACUCCAACAGCAGCUGCAGCUGCAGCAGCAUAACCGUAUGUCAUGCACCUGCUGUGUCCUGUGA